UGCUGUAGCACCUUCACAGCCUGAAACCACAUACUACAACUUCAACCAUCAUGUCGAGCAUACCAAAAGCAGUUCUUUAUUAUUCUUCAGAGUCUAUAUGGUCUUCUGCAGUUCUCCUCGCGUUAGAGGAGAAGGGAUACGGAGCGGACGAGGUCGAUCUCCGCGUUGUCGACUUGAACAAGGGCGGAAACUUUGAUCCAUCGUUUCUACGUCUCAACAACAAAGCAAUUGUUCCAACCUUGGUCGUUCCACUCCAGAAAACACUCUCGGUGGCCGUGGAGAGUCGAUACAGAGCGAUCACUGAUAGCAAAGCUAUCAUUGAAUUUCUUGAUAAAUCUCGCUCACCGUGGUCGCAAACCCAUACAACAUCGCAAGCCCCGGCACCGUCAUUAACUCCAGCGACUAUCGCCUUUACAGAAACCUCAGCAGAAAUGAUAGAACUCAUUCAUACCGAAGAAGCCAAUCCAGAUAACCUCAGAUAUAUGAACGCUCGCGACGUGGACUCCUUGAGGAGCUUGGCUCGUGAAUUGCUCCCGGUGUUGCAUGCACGCAGAGAUGUCUUAUCCAAACACAUCUCCGAUGCUAAUAGUGGCACAAUCCAAGUUUCCGAGAAAGUUACGGCGUUCUGGAAGGAGAAACAGGCCGCAAUAGAAGUAUUAGUGGGGUUGUAUAAAAACGCAGAUAUUUCAGAAUCUGCUUUGGAGCCAGGAGAGAAGACUAAAAGAGCAGAGUACUUUGAAAUGGCGAAAUCCGCACGUGCCUCGCUCGGUCGUACCCUUCUUAGACUGGAGAAGGAUGUCAUCGGGCCCUUUGCUCUCGGGGACCAACUAUCAAUUGCGGAUAUGCAUCUCUCUUCAUGGUUGGCGAGGAUAGUCAAGCUUGCCGGAGGCGCGGCUACAGACGAUGGCAUCGCUGUGGUUGGGAGGCUGCAGCACUAUGUUGGAACAGAUUUCAAGCUGGGAGAAAAGAGCCGACUGUCCGAGUACUGGGAAGCGAUGAAGGGGAGGCCCAGUUGGAAUAAGGUGUAUGCAGAAGGCCUGCAUUGAAUGUUUCGUGUAUACUAUUGAACGUUAGUAAGAACGACUGUACGGCUUGGUCAGAUCUUCAAGUUGACAC
Messenger RNA from Guyanagaster necrorhizus, 1116 nucleotides. RefSeq lists its product as uncharacterized. The record is from RefSeq and is a predicted model, not a curated record. The transcript has 7 exons. NCBI's taxonomy places the organism in Eukaryota, Fungi, Basidiomycota, Agaricomycetes, Agaricales, Physalacriaceae. The coding region runs from base 51 to 1046 and encodes 331 amino acids.